Molecule: messenger RNA, 1440 nt
Organism: Mollisia scopiformis
Lineage: Eukaryota; Fungi; Ascomycota; Leotiomycetes; Helotiales; Mollisiaceae
Product: HAD-like protein
Exons: 4
Coding region: 374-1210 (278 amino acids)
Molecular function (GO): phosphatase activity
Source: RefSeq, a predicted model, not a curated record
ACCACUAGGAUGUGUUGUGGCCGAAUCUUGAAGCGUGAAUGAGCAACCCAUCAUACAAAACGAGUGAAGAAGUUCUCAGGAGACACUUAAGAACAGUAUGACUCAAGAACAAUCCGAUAUCAAUGAAUGAAAAUAGGUUCAGUAUAUGCUUUUUGAAGAAUUCUGCAGUAUACAGUCAUCUACGAUAAACAAAUCCAAAACAGCAAGUGCGAAUCUGAUUGCAAGCGAACCCCACGUGCCGAUUCCGGCACUUCGUUCUCCAUAUUUUCUUCCUUCAGGUUGCACAACAACAUUUCCGUAACCAGAGAGUCUCAACGAUAAUAGACUCAUUUUCACCUAUUUCAGAAAAACCAAGACCAUCUCCAACAUCAAGAUGGGUUCAGUCUCAAAGACAGAAUUCCCUCCUAUCAGGGCAUGCAUCUUUGAUAUGGAUGGUCUUUUGAUCAACACGGAAGAUAUUUACACCGACUGCACAAACAUUCUGCUCGAAAAGGUCGGCAGGCCUCCGAUGCUUUGGUCCUUCAAAGCCAAACUCAUGGGUGUCCCAGGAUCGUCAACGGGCAAUACCUUUCACGAAUGGGCUCAGGUUCCAAUCCCUCGCGAGCAAUUCAACAAGGACCUGAAGGCACUUCAAUACGAAAAGUUCCCAAAAUGCAGACCACUUCCAGGCGUCGAAAAGCUGCUGCUAGACCUCCAAGCAAUGCACAACAUCAACGGAGACAAAGUCCAUGUUGCUCUAGCAUCCAGCUCUGACAAGACCAAUUUUGCAUGCAAGAGCACGAGUCCCGACACCAAGGUCAUAUUCUCCGUCUUUCCACAGGAGCAACGAGUUCUGGGCGAUGAUCCAAGACUGAAAGAAGGUCGAGGAAAGCCAGCACCUGAUAUCUUCCUGAUGGCCCUGCAGACAAUCAAUGAUACUCUGGCUGAGGGCGAGAAGCCUAUCACGCCUGAGGAAUGUCUUGUUUUCGAGGACAGUGUUCCUGGUCUGGAAGCUGGGAGGAGAGCAAAGAUGAGAGCUGUUUGGGUGCCUCAUCCCGAACUUGCCAAGAUCUAUGCUGCCCAGGAAAAGGAAGUUCUUGCUGGUAGGAUUGGUUUGGUUCCGAUCGGGGAUGAGUGGCAGCUGGGAGAACUGGACGAUGGUUGGGCGGUGAGGCUUCCGAGUCUGGAAAACUUUCCAUACAGCGAUUAUGGAAUGAAGUCCACGCUUUAAGGUUCUCGUGAAGCUCAUACCCGAGACUCACCAUUCACACGACUUGCAUUCGGAAACUAUGGAAGUUUAGUUUGCUUUCAGCACAAUCGCAUGUGCUAAGAUCGUGGGACAUCGAUCGACGAAUUUUCUAUGUUUUUUACAUUACUAGACUUACAAUAGACUAGAGAUAUAGAUUAGAACUAGCAGAUCAUAUACAAUAGACCAGAGAGGGCUCUAGCGCAUUGAAAGCC